CUCUCUCUCUCUCUCUCUCUCUCUGUGUUUCAAUGGAAAUUCACUAGUAGUAAUAUAUAUGGCUUUUCGGAGGCCUUGUGUUCUCGCACUCGUCGCGAUUACGGGGUUCAUUUUGAACGCCGUGGACGGCGGGGCAAAGAUUCCGUCGACUCUGGACGGCCCGUUCGAGCCCGUGACGGUGCCGUUUGAUGCCGCUCUGCGUGGAAGCGCGGUGGAUUUGCCGGACUCGGACCCCAGGGUUCAGCGCCGUGUCAAAGGCUUCCAGCCCGAGCAGAUUUCCGUCUCGCUCUCCGCCAAUUACGACUCCGUUUGGAUCUCCUGGAUCACAGGUGAAUCACAAAUUGGUUACCACAUAAAGCCAUUAGACCCGAAAACUGUCUCGAGUGUUGUUCGUUAUGGCAAGAUAAGGUAUCCAUUGAUGCAUGAAGCCAAGGGCUAUUCUCUUGUUUACAGUCAGCUUUAUCCUUUUGAAGGUCUCCAAAAUUACACUUCUGGAAUCAUCCAUCAUGUUCGUCUCACCGGGUUGAACCCAAAAACACAGUACUAUUAUCGAUGUGGAGAUCCCUCUAUACCAGCCAUGAGUAAAAUCUUCUCCUUCAAGACUAUGCCAAUUUCCAGUCCAAAGAACUAUCCAGACAGAAUAGCAGUUUUUGGAGAUCUUGGUCUUACAUAUAAUACAACUACCACCGUCGGUCACUUGAUUAGUAAUAAGCCUGAUCUUGUUUUAUUGGUUGGCGACGUUACUUAUGCAAAUCUAUACCUCACAAAUGGAACCGGGUCUGACUGUUACUCUUGCUCAUUUCCACAUACUCCAAUUCAUGAGACCUAUCAGCCUCGUUGGGAUUACUGGGGAAGGUUUAUGCAGAAUUUAGUGUCUAAAGUUCCAAUAAUGGUGGUAGAAGGGAACCAUGAGAUAGAAGAACAGGCUAGAAACUUGACAUUUGCAGCUUAUAGUUCUCGGUUUGCAUUCCCAUCUGAAGAAAGUGGAUCUUCAUCCACAUUCUAUUACUCCUUUAAUGCAGGUGGGAUACAUUUUAUCAUGCUUGGGGCCUAUAUUGCGUACAAUAAAACAGCGGAUCAAUACAAGUGGCUAGAGAGAGACUUGGCUAAUGUCGAUAGAUCGAUAACUCCAUGGCUAGUAGCUGCCUGGCACCCACCUUGGUACAAUUCUUAUACAGCUCAUUAUAGAGAGGUAGAAUGUAUGAGGGUGGCAAUGGAAGACUUGCUUUACUCUAAUGGUGUUGACAUAGUCUUUAAUGGACAUGUCCAUGCUUACGAGAGGUCAAAUCGAGUUUAUAACUACAAAUUAGAUCCAUGUGGUCCUGUAUAUAUUACAGUUGGAGAUGGGGGUAAUCGAGAAAAGAUGGCAAUUGAACAUGCUGACGAUCCCGGCAACUGUCCAGACCCAUUGACUACUCCAGACGAGUACAUGGGCGGCUUUUGCGCUACAAAUUUUACAUCAGGCCCGGCAGCCGGCAAGUUCUGUUGGAACCGGCAACCUGAAUUCAGUGCCUUAAGAGAAAGUAGCUUUGGCCAUGGGAUCCUAGAGGUGAAGAAUGAAACUUGGGCCUUGUGGACAUGGCACCGAAAUCAGGACUCUUACAGUGAAGUUGGGGAUCAAAUCUACAUAGUAAGGCAGCCUAAUUUAUGUCAUGCUCCUCAAAAGACAACUACUCAUUGGUUUGCAGCUGCUUAACUGCAUUGCUAGCAAAUUCCCCAUCGAUGAAAAUAUUACAACCGACUUCUGAUUUUGUAACCUUGUGUGUAAAUUAUGGAAAAGCCAAGCACUAAAAGAUAUAGAUCGGUAAAAAAGUAUAGGAUGGGGCGGCAUCUUGUCCCUUAUACAAGUGAUUACACUUGAAAAAAGAUGUUUACAAUGCUUCGCUGUAUUUUAAACAGUAAAUAUAUAAGUUGUUAGCAAGCUACUGUUGUUAUAAACUAUGAGGGGAAAUUACACUUGCUCUACUUCAUAGCCCA
Messenger RNA from Corylus avellana, 1977 nucleotides. It is a transcript of the gene PAP15, whose product is annotated as purple acid phosphatase 15. Gene Ontology annotation, molecular function: acid phosphatase activity; metal ion binding. NCBI's taxonomy places the organism in Eukaryota, Viridiplantae, Streptophyta, Magnoliopsida, Fagales, Betulaceae. The record is from RefSeq and is a predicted model, not a curated record.